Messenger RNA from Blepharisma stoltei, 429 nucleotides. The record is from the annotation of a GenBank genome assembly. Lineage: Eukaryota; Ciliophora; Heterotrichea; Heterotrichida; Blepharismidae.
AUGCAUAUAUACGUGAGGUCCUUAGAGACUCUUCAAUGCUAUGAGUUUUCAGAGGAAACACGAGUAGAAGAAGUGAUGGCCCAAAGCAACUGCGACAACUUGCAAUGGGGUGGCCGUGCUUUAAGAGCAGAACUUACUCUUGCAGAUUAUGGCAUCAUGGACGAAUGCACUUUAGAAGCCCUCUUAGCACUUGCAGGUGGUAAAAGGAAAAAGAAGAAAAAAGUCUAUACAACCCCUAAGAAAAAGGCACAUAAGAAAAAGAAAGUCAAGCUCGCAGUCCUUAACAUUUACAAAGUCGAUAAAAGUGAAAAAGUAACCAGAACCAAGCGUGCAUGUGAAAAAUGUGGAGCAGGAACCUUCAUGGCAAAGCACUUCAACAGACACUACUGUGGUAAAUGCCACGCAACUCAGCUAUUCUCACAAGCUUAA